Messenger RNA from Boleophthalmus pectinirostris (great blue-spotted mudskipper), 648 nucleotides. It is a transcript of the gene mrps14, whose product is annotated as mitochondrial ribosomal protein S14. Gene Ontology annotation, biological process: translation. The record is from RefSeq and is a predicted model, not a curated record. Gene Ontology annotation, cellular component: ribosome; mitochondrial small ribosomal subunit. The coding region runs from base 58 to 474 and encodes 138 amino acids. NCBI's taxonomy places the organism in Eukaryota, Metazoa, Chordata, Actinopteri, Gobiiformes, Gobiidae. The transcript has 3 exons. Gene Ontology annotation, molecular function: structural constituent of ribosome.
GGGGCGCCAGGCACACAGGCAGUAAAUCGAUAAAACGAAGAAGAGGCUGGCGCAAAUAUGGCGCUCCGCAGUUUAACAUGUUUAGGAAGAAAUGCCCUUUAUUCUACCCUGUUUGCUCCAAAGCAGGUCCUGAGGAGCUGUUGGGCGGCUGUGGAGCAGGUGAGAGACUAUUAUGUAGACUGGAGGAUGCUCCGAGAUGUGAAGAGGAGACAAAUGGCCUUUGAUUAUGCUGAUGAAAGACUGCGGAUCAAUGCUAUCAGAAAAAACACCAUCCUGCCAAAGACACUUCAGGAGGUGGCAGAUAAGGAAAUAGCAGCAUUACCCAGGGACAGCUGCCCUGUGCGGAUACGCAAUAGGUGUAUAAUGACUUCAAGGCCAAGAGGAGUGAAACGAAGGUGGAGACUUAGCCGAAUCGUCUUUCGUGAUUUAGCUGACCACAACCAGAUGUCUGGUAUUCUCAGAGCAAGAUGGUGAUACUACAAAUUGUUAAGAGACUUGUUUCUCUCUAACUCAUCGUGGUUUAUUCAAAUGUGGACAGUCAGUGUAAUGGUGGGCAAUAUUAUGACCACAGAUAAAAUGAUGAUAUACUAUCCUUUUCUUUGUAAAUAUAUUUUCAUUGUUAAUAAAUAUUAAUUGAAUUUAAAUGCA